AUGAAGGACGAAAGCUCAGAGUGUAGUAACAAAGCUCGUCUCGCCAUCAUGGAGCUCGCUAACAUGAUCAGCGUUCCAAUGUCCCUCAACGCCGCCGUACGACUAGGCAUCGCCGACGCUAUCUGGAACGACGGCGCCAACUCUCCUCUCUCCGCCGCCGAGAUCCUCUCUCGCCUCCUCCUCCCAUACACCGGUGAUCCCGAGAACCUCCAGCGUAUUCUCCGUAUGCUCACCAGCUACGGCGUUUUCUCCGAACACCUCACCGGCGCCGCCGGAUCCAUCGAGAGGAAAUACUCUCUCACCGACGUCGGAAAAACGCUCGUCACCGAUUCCAACGGUCUCUCCUACGCCGCUUACGUCCUCCAGCACCACCAGGAGGCGUUAAUGCGAGCGUGGCCACUGGUUCACACGGCGGUGGUGGAGCCGGAGACGGAGCCGUACGUGAAAGCCAACGGCGAGGCGGCGUACGAGCAGUACGGGAAAUGCGAGGAGAUGAACGGUUUGAUGCAGAAGGCGAUGUCCGGUGUAUCGGUGCCGUUCAUGAAAGCUAUAAUGGACGGUUACGAUGGGUUUAUAUCCGUGGAGCAUCUGGUUGACGUAGGAGGAAGCGCAGGGGAUUGUCUCCGUAUGAUCAUUAACCAGUUUCCUAAUGUCCGUGAAGGAAUUAAUUUUGAUUUGCCUGAAGUUGUUGCCAAAGCACCAAAGAUUCCUGGAGUGACUCACAUGGGUGGAGAUAUGUUCCAAUCAGUUCCUAGCGGUGACGCAAUGUUCAUGAAGUGGGUGUUAACGACAUGGACGGAUGAGGAAUGCAAGCAGAUAAUGAAGAAUUGCUACAAUGCAUUACCGGUAGGAGGGAAGCUAAUCGCGUGUGAGCCGGUCUUGCCUAAGGAAACCGAUGAUAGCCACCGGACUCGUGCCUUGUUAGAAGGAGACAUCUUUGUCAUGACCAUCUAUAGAACCAAAGGUAAGCACAGGACCGAAGAAGAGUUUAAAGAGCUUGGUCUCUCUGCUGGAUUCACUACUUUUCGACCUUUCUACAUCGAUUACUUCUACACGAUCUUAGAGUUUCAGAAGUAA
Messenger RNA from Microthlaspi erraticum, 1077 nucleotides. NCBI's taxonomy places the organism in Eukaryota, Viridiplantae, Streptophyta, Magnoliopsida, Brassicales, Brassicaceae. The record is from the annotation of a GenBank genome assembly.